This is a messenger RNA of Dermacentor andersoni, 4191 nucleotides long. RefSeq names its product SWI/SNF- related protein mor (gene mor). Gene Ontology annotation, molecular function: protein binding. Gene Ontology annotation, cellular component: synapse. Lineage: Eukaryota; Metazoa; Arthropoda; Arachnida; Ixodida; Ixodidae. The record is from RefSeq and is a predicted model, not a curated record. Gene Ontology annotation, biological process: cell projection morphogenesis.
AAUCGCGGAUCGAGCAUUAUUGUUAAAUAUGGCGGUCGUUCAAAGAAAAAGGGACGGUGGGCCAAACUUAAAAUUUUAUGAAUCCUCGGAAACGAUCGCGCUGUUUGACGCUGUUAGGCAAUGGCUCCACAAAAACUGCAAAAAGUACACGCAAGCCGAACCACCUACGAACAAGGGGUUGUCAAGCUUGGUCAUUCAACUGAUUCAGUUUCAAGAAGACGCGUUCGGGAGAAGUGUGAGCAAACCGCCGCUGACACGGCUCCCGAUGAAAUGCUUUAUGGACUUUAAGCCUGGAGGUGCACUUUGCCACAUCUUCGCUGCUGUCUACAAAUUCAAGAGCGAGCAGGGAUGGCGCAGGUUUGACUUCCAGUCCCCGUCACGCAUGGACCGCAAUGUGGAGAUGUUCAUGACAGUGGAGAAGACCCUGGUGCAGAACAAGUGCUUGUCUCUGCCUCACAUUUACAUAUCCUCCGAGGUGGAGAAGCAGUUGGUGCCGCGCCUGAAGGACAUCAUCAAAAGGCACCAGGGCACUAUUGCCGAGUCUCCAGAUGAUGCCACCCACAUAGUCUACCCACCCGUGCCCACGACGGAUACCUCUGAAGAAUACGUGCGCUUGGUGAUGAAGCGGGAUCGGAGUGCUCUCAUCCACUGGUGGUAUUUUCCCGACAGCUUUGACACCUGGGUGUCUGGCCUGGACAUUGACAUGGAACCUGACUCACCUCAGACCCACACUGGACCAUAUGAGGUCAAUGCCAAAUGGCUCGUCGAUUUGGAUGAGUACAACGAAUGGAUGAAUGAGGAAGAUUAUGAGGUCGAGACAGAUGCUAUGGGCCGCAGGCGGUCUCCCAGGGGAAAGUACACUUUGGAUGAGCUGCUCUCAGGAGAAGGAGAGAAACGCGACCGAAAAGGCAUCAAGAAACGAAAGAGGUCUCCGUCCCCUCCCCUGGACAAGCGGAAGCGCAAGGGAGGGCGCAGCCCGGCCAUGGGUAAAAAACGCUCAUUCCGCGACGACGAAUCUGACGACCUGACUAAAGACAUGGAGGAGCCCUCCCCCGAGCCCAGUCUUCAGGAGGUCUCCAUUCCCCGAAGCAACCCAAAUCAACGAAGCAGCAAGGACAGUGAGCUGCAGCCAGUCAAAGGAGGUACCCUCAUAGACCUGGAUGGGGCUGACAUGGAUGACAAGGGUGACAGAGACAAGGGCUCCCGACCAGGCAGCCCGAAUGGUGUGGGCAAGAGCGAGAAAGCUGAAGCUCACGAUGACAACGUCACCGAGCAGGCAAACCACAUCAUCAUCCCCAGCUAUGCAGCCUGGUUUGACUACAACAGUAUUCAUGCAAUUGAAAGGCGUGCCCUGCCAGAGUUUUUCAAUGCCAAGAACAAGUCCAAGACUCCUGAAGUCUACAUUGCGUACCGCAACUUCAUGAUCGAUACAUACCGGCUCAACCCAACGGAGUACCUGACAGUCACUGCAUGCCGGAGGAAUCUGGCGGGAGAUGUUUGUGCCAUCAUGAGGGUUCAUGCAUUCCUGGAGCAGUGGGGUCUGGUGAACUACCAGGUGGAUGCAGAGAGCCGCCCAAGCCCCAUGGGUCCCCCAUCAACAUCGCACUUCCAUGUGCUGGCUGACACCCCCUCGGGACUGCAGCCACUCAACCCUCCCAGGACUCAGCAGCCUUCAGCAGCGCAGCAGAUGCUGAACCUGGAUAAGGCCAAGGAGGAGGGUGGCCCCGGCAAGGACGAAGGAGGGGGCAUCCCGGCCCGUGGAGGCUCUGCGAAUGCCACAACGACCAUCGGCGGCGACGCUCUGGGCCUUAAGAUGGACCAGUAUGCCAAGAAGCAGGCGUACCUCCGUCACAAAGCGGCUGCAACUGUGUCGCGCGAGUGGACCGAGCAGGAGACCCUGCUGCUGUUGGAAGCCUUGGAGAUGUAUCGCGAGGACUGGAACAAGGUGUGUGAGCAUGUGGGCAGUCGUACCCAGGACGAGUGCAUCCUGCACUUCCUCAGGCUGCCCAUUGAGGACCCCUACCUGGACGACCCCGCCGCGGGAGGAGGUGCCCUGGGACCCUUGGCUUUCCAGCCGAUUCCUUUCUCCAAGGCGGGCAACCCCAUCAUGUCCACUGUAGCCUUCCUGGCGUCAGUGGUUGACCCUCGGGUGGCCUCUUCGGCAGCCAAGGCAGCAAUGGAGGAAUUUGCCAAGAUCAAGGAUGAGGUUCCCUCGGCUCUUCUGGAUGCACACAUCAAGAAUGUCGAGACUGCAGCAGCAGAGGGCAAUCUCAACCCUAAGGCAGGCCUGGGCAUGACAGGCAUCGCAGGCACGGGUGAUAAGGAGCCACAGGAGAGCACGGCCGAGCAGUCUACUGGAGAGGAGUCAGAAAAGGCAGAAGAAGGCAAGGAAGGAACAGAGCCCUCGCUCUCUGCAGCUGAGGUCAAGCUGGAAAAGCCUAGCAGCUCUGAGGAAAACUCCUCUGCCUCGGCUGAAGGUGCCCCGACUGCUGCCAGCAGCACUGGUGCUGCGGCCACGCCCGCCGGAGGAGGGGAACCCGAGGACAAAGCGAAAGCAGCCAAGCUUGGUGAGGAGCCUUCCAAGGAGAGCCCCGAUGCGCCGGACCAGGAGUCCAUGGAAGAGCCCAAAGCACCCGAGACGGACCGCGACCGUCUUGUCAAAGAUGCACAACUUUCCACGGCAGCUGCAGCUGCUCUGGGUGCAGCGGCUGUCAAGGCAAAGCACCUGGCAGCUGUGGAAGAGCGCAAGAUCAAGUCCCUUGUGGCGCUUCUGGUUGAAACGCAAAUGAAGAAGCUGGAGAUUAAGCUACGACACUUCGAGGAACUGGAAGCUAUUAUGGAUCGUGAGAGGGAAACGCUGGAGUACCAGCGGCAGCAGCUGAUCCAGGAGCGGCAGCAGUUCCACCUUGAGCAGUUGCGAGCAGCUGAGUUCCGGGCUCGACAGCAAGCACACGCCAUGAUGAUGGCUCAGCAGGGUGGUGCUACAGCGCAGCCCACGGCAGCCCCUGCACCCCCGGGGGCUCCACCCGCAGCUCCACCACCUACAGCAGCAGGAGGAGGGGGCCCCACGCCAGACGGAGGAGGAGACCCAGGUCAGCACCCACCGCGAACUGGCAGUGGCCCUCCCCUACCUUCCCCGCACCCACAGCAGCAGUCGCAGCAGCAGCAGUUACCGCCACAGCAGCAGCGUAGCCCUUACUACCCAGGCUACGGGUCUACUCCACCUCCAGUGGGCGGGCCCCGACCAUACCCGCCCACUGGGGGUGGGCCCCCGGGCGGUUACGGGGCUGCUCCUUACCCACAGCCCAGUGGUGAGCAGGCAUUCCGAGUACCCCUUGGCAGCAGCCCCCAGCCAGGGGGAGCGGGUGGUGUGCGAAGUCCCGGCUUGAUGCACCCGUCUGCAGUACCUCCUCCCACCUCUCCCAUGGGGCAGCAGCUCCCCUCAGCUGGAGCGCCACCCAUGCCCUCCAUGAAUGGGGGCCCAGUGGUUCCCCCCGGCACUCCGUCCCCCAUGGAGCAAGGGACCCCUCCACAGCAGCCACAGCCACCGUCGCACAGCCAGUGUCCACCUGGCGCGGCUUCGAGCCCAGGUUCUGGAAACGUGCCUGUUCCUCCCUCAGCCGAAUGCGAGCCCCCAGCUGCGAGUGGAGACCCAGGAGCUGGCUCGAGUGCUCCAACUCCCCCUGGACUCUGAAUUUCUCCACACGACAAGAACCUCUGCAGCUCAUCUGCUACAGUCACAAGACUUUCCCAAUGGCUGUUCAUUCAGAUUGUGUCAUCCUCAUCGCCUGUACAUUACUUGGACAUUGUCUCUUGCUUACUCAUGGCCCCAUUAACUAUUGGCAUCUCUGCUUCUGUUCUGUUCAGAGUAUGACUUUUUUUUUUUUUCUCCACAAGGUGUGUUAGCAUUCGUAAUUUCUGCUGCUUGCCUGAUGGCAGUGUGAAAAUUUGCUCAUCACAUCGCCACGGUCCCAGCUCGGUGCUCGCUUCCGAGAGCGGUUGUCUGCGACGCUCUUGUGCGAGGUUAUUGGGAGCAUAGUCUUCGAGUUCUUUUCCACUCAGAUUCCUGAAGGAAUAGCUCAAAGUUGCAUCGAGGAGAGAUGCCGUUAUCAUUUUUUUUUUAGAGGGAAGUCAUCCUGCACCUGCACUCUCAUACACCAUCCCAUCAAAUAAAGAAUUUGUCCCAUUGUC